This is a messenger RNA of Anarrhichthys ocellatus (wolf-eel), 7091 nucleotides long. It is a transcript of the gene nfatc3a, whose product is annotated as nuclear factor of activated T cells 3a. NCBI's taxonomy places the organism in Eukaryota, Metazoa, Chordata, Actinopteri, Perciformes, Anarhichadidae. The transcript has 10 exons. Gene Ontology annotation, cellular component: transcription regulator complex. The coding region runs from base 1584 to 4811 and encodes 1075 amino acids. Gene Ontology annotation, biological process: regulation of transcription by RNA polymerase II; calcineurin-NFAT signaling cascade; cytokine production. The record is from RefSeq and is a predicted model, not a curated record. Gene Ontology annotation, molecular function: transcription factor binding; DNA-binding transcription factor activity, RNA polymerase II-specific; RNA polymerase II cis-regulatory region sequence-specific DNA binding.
GAGUUUCCCCCCGUUCAUUGGUGGUAAACUUGCGGCACAGUAGCGUUGAAGUUCACCUAACCUAAGCUAAUAUUACUACUGGCUUAAUUUAGCCCCGGCCUGCAGCCUCGGUACUGUGUGUGUGCUCUUCCUGUAAAAGAGGAACCGACCCUAAUAAGAGUGUUUCUUUUCUUCUUUUUUUCUUUGGAGAAACGGAGAUAUUAAAAUAUCACGCUCUCUAUCGCGGUACCCCAGCUACUGUCCACAACACCAGCUGUCAUUAGCUCGGCAUGCUAGCACGUUAGCACAAGAGCAGUGUAUUGUAAUAUUCUAAUUAACAGUGAAUAGCUUUGUCGACUGUAAACGUGGACGCCGUGUGGCGGGACUGCAACCGUUAGUUAGUUUGACUUGGUGGAAGGAAGAGUCUCUUUUCAAUGUCACUGUGAUAGUCAAAGUAUCACAUGAUAAUAUUGUCAAAACCUUUAUUCACAAAUAAAUAGGACCGAUGCAACGUUUUAAUAACCUUUUUAACUGUGUAAUUUCACUGUAAAGAGUCUUUCCAGUUGAUAUUUGUAGCUAUGUGUAACGUUACUUUACACUAACAUGGAUUCAUUUAGCAAAAAAAGUUGUUUAUGUUGAUAUUUGUGAAUUUAAAGACGUGUCUAAGAGUUAUGCAUAACAAAAACAACACAUUGUCCUAUGCUGUGUUUAUGUACAAUUAAUUACAGGUUGAGAGCUUUUUCUUAUUCAGCUUGUUUCUACAGGGUCCAGAAAUCAAUUAAUCCAAAGAAAAUAUAAAUAUUCCAAGAAUAUAAGUGUAAAUACACUUUUAAAUAUAUAUAUUUAUUACAUUUUGUGUAUAUUUAUUAUUAUGGGUGCCACCAUAAACACAACACAAGACCUUAAAUAAACAUUUUAAGAGGAGUGGGCCUACACUGCAGGUGAGAUGGCCCUGAAUUGUACCCUGUUUCGUAUUAGGAACAAAUCUGAUUCCCUAAUUGGCGUGAUAUCUGGCGUGAUAUCUGGGAGUAAAACGUUUUGACAUUGCCUCUAGCUAGUUAAAGCAAACGUCUAUUAAAGUUUGUCAAUUUUGUCACUAUUGAACAGUCAAUCAAGACUUUUAACUCUAAAAACUACAACAAACCUUGACAUUUAAAUAGUUGGUUUGUCAUUAAAAUUAUGUGUUGUUCACUGUGACUGCUAGAUGUCAAAUGUUAGGGGACACAAACAAAAGAGGGAUGUGUAAAAUCAUCAGGUAAUUGUGCUUAUGCGUAACACCUUUAGUAGUGAGGAACUUUCACUCUAAAAAACUUUGAAUUAGUCAUUGAAUCUGUUGUAAACCAUCUUUUCUCACCCUCAGGAUAUGUUAUCCUUGACGUGCCUCAAGUUCAAACAAUAAGUCGUACAUUGCUGUGAUUCAAAGUACACCAAAACCUUAAAACGCUCUUCGUCCUGGUGGGUCAGUGAUCUCAGGCCAUGCUAAAUGAGAUGCCUUGGGUUUGAAUCUAUGAGGAUCUUUGCCGCAUUGCACUGCCCUCUCUCUCCUCCAGGCUAAACUAUCCCACUGAGAUGACAACGCCUUACCAAAUGGAGAUUAAUAACCAAUGCCUGGGUUUAACCUGGAGCCCGAUGACAACACGUCCUUUUACAUCCUAAAUGUGGGCCAGCCCCAGUCUAUGGUCACCAACCACCAGUCUAUCGGCCUGCCUCGCCAUGGCAUGCAGUCCCACUCCCAAAUCAUCAGCAACUCCCAACGCCUUUACUCGCACAAACCAGGACCCGAGCCUCCGAGCUAUGGGGCGCAGGCCUCCAAGUAUGGCACCUCCCCUCUGCUGCCCUCUGCUCCCCUGGAGGCACCGAAGGCCUUUGAGUGCCCCAGUAUCCAGAUCACUUCCAUCUCCCCCAGCUGCCAGCAGGAGAUGGAUGCCAAUGAGGAGGAUCUGAGGGCCAAUUGUCCCGAUGGGGACUACCACGGCGACAGGCCCCUGUCCAGAGACCACCUUUACUUGCCCCUGGACCACGCGUACCGGGACUCUUCGCUCAGCCCCAGUCCGUGCAGCAGCCUCUCCUCCAGGAGCUGGUUCUCUGACGCCUCCUCCUGUGAGUCCUUCUCACACGUCUACGACGACGUUGACUCCGAGCUGAAUGAAGCGGCCGCGCGCUUCACGCUGGGCUCCCCUCUCACCUCCCCGGGCUGUGUCUCCCCUCAAACCGGCGGUGGGGUUCUGGAGGAGCAGCCCCACUGGCAGCACCACCACCCCGCCUUUGUGCACCACUCUCACUCCGUCAGCCUGUCGCCCCGACAGUCCCCCUGUCACUCGCCACGCACCAGUGUCACUGACGAAAAUUGGCUGAGCCCGCGGCCGCCUUCCAGGCCUUCCUCGCGUCCCACCUCGCCCUGCGGCAAGAGGCGCCACUCCAGCGCCGACAUCUGCUACCCCGGCUCGCUGUCUCCCCAUCACUCACCCACGGCCACACCGGGACCGUCACCCAGGGGCAGCGUGACAGAGGACACCUGGGUCGGCAGUCCUUCUGUGGGCAUGUCACCCUUCCAGUGUUGCCCGUCCGAGGCAGACAUCCCAUCCAAGACGAGGAAGACCUCACAAGACAGAACGUCUAUGCAAACGGGGAAAGGGGAGCUGGGGCUGGAUGACCAAGGAAAUAUGUCUCCUAAUCUGGACUCUCCUUCAGACGACGGCUUGCACAGCCUGAAGAAAGAUGGGCCCGGGGAACAGUUCCUCUCGGUGCCCUCUCACUUCUCGUGGAAUAAACCCAAACCCGGUCAUACACCUAUAUUCAGGACCUCUUCACUGCCUCCACUCGAUUGGCCACUGCCGAGCCAGUUUGGCCAGUACGACCUGAAGAUAGAGGUCCAGCCUAAAGCCCACCACCGAGCGCACUAUGAGACGGAGGGCAGCCGAGGAGCCAUCAAAGCAGCGUCCGGAGGCCACCCGAUAGUCAAGCUCAUUGGCUACAGUGAGAAGCCCAUCAACCUGCAGAUGUUCAUCGGAACAGCAGACGACCGUUACUUGAGGCCGCACGCCUUCUACCAGGUGCACCGGAUCACCGGGAAAACCGUAGCCACAGCCAGCCAAGAAAUUGUAGUCUCCAGCACCAAAGUUCUCGAAAUUCCUCUCCUGCCUGAAAACAACAUGUCAGCCGGUAUCGACUGUGCUGGCAUCCUCAAGCUGCGGAAUUCGGACAUCGAGCUGCGGAAGGGGGAGACGGAUAUCGGGAGGAAGAACACACGAGUCCGCGUGGUGUUCAGAGUGCACAUCCCUCAGCCCAACGGGAAGGUGCUGUCGCUGCAGGCAGCCUCUAUUCCUGUGGAGUGCUCCCAGCGCUCGGCUCAAGAGCUGCCCCAGGUUGACAAAACCAGCCUGACCAGCUGUCUGGUCAGCGGGGGAGAAGAGAUGGUCAUCAGCGGCUCCAACUUCUUCCCAGAGUCCAAGGUCAUCUUCCUGGAGAAAGGCCCUGAUGGACGACCACAAUGGGAGGUUGAGGCAAAAAUAAUGCACGAGAAAACUCAAGGAUCGUGCAUCGUGGUGGAGGUCCCUCCCUACCACAGUAAGUCUGUGGGCUCAGCUGUGCAGGUGCAGUUCUAUGUCUGCAAUGGCAAGCGGAAAAGGAGCCAAUCCCAGCGCUUCACUUACCUUUCAGUCAUGGUGAAACAGGAGCACAGAGAAGAGCUGGACCUCUCUGCAGUACCCCCUAUGUCCAUGCCCCUGGCACACGCUGCCAGUCUGGUGCGCACUCAGCUGCCUUCUCCUGAGCAGUGCCACCCAUCGGACAGCCUUCUGUCCAGCUCCCCUCGUGGCCUGGCCGCCAGCUCCGGACCUGGCCUGCUACCCCUGCAGGCCCCCUGCUCCUCCCUGGGCUCCCCAUCUUUCCAGCACCUGCCUCACCUUCAGGGUCGCAGCUUGCACCACCCUCCCGCUGACUGCCACAUGACGUUCCACCCGAGCUCUGCCCCCGAUCCUCUUCCUGCUCCUCCCCGGCCCUCCUACCAGCCUAUGCAGCACAGCCACAGUCAUAGUCAUAGCCUGCCCUUCAACGGCCAGUCCAGCCUUCCUCCUCAGGGCUACGAGCGGAUGCCCUAUCAGCACAGCCCCAGUGCGGUGUCGCACCCAAUAAGCAUGGGAAUGGUGUACCCUUCCUCCCCUUGCUCCUCACCAUCAGCUCCCUCCUCUUCAACCACCAACCCCAUCGCUGGGUCUCCCCAGAGCCAGCAGCCCCUGCUCGCCCCCUCAUCCCCACACCUGCACACACUCGGAGGCUAUCACUGCUCCCCAAAUCCCACCCGGGUGCCCUCUCCCGGUGGCCACCCUCUUGUAGGGCGGCACUCCUCCCAACUGCAGAGGGCUAUGGGCUACCACCCGGUAAGUCAAAGGUCGUCCUCGUGUCCCACACCGUCCAGCGCCCCUGCUCCACGCAUGAUCCCCUCUCCCCACUCUGGGCCUUCCUCCCCUCAACUCCACUCGCUGCCCUACCAGUCUCCCACCUCCUCCUCCCCCACCUCUGGCGGCAGUCCUCUGGGGCCCAUGCACCAGCAGCAUUCAGGACAGCCCUCUCCCCAGGCUACAAGCCCGGUCAUGGCCAGCCUGUCCCCGGUGGCAGCGGGGCCCCUGGUUCACCCUCUAAGCCCUCAGGGGCUGUUCCCCUCGGACGGAGAGAGGCUGGACAUCAAAGAGGAGCCCGAAGAGAGGGAGCCCACCUUCCGCUCCAUCGGCCUACAGGACAUCACGCUGGACGAUGUGAAUGAAAUCAUCGGCAGAGACAUGUCCCAGUCCCCCAGCAGUCACGGUCCCCCAUCAGCACACAACCAGUCAUAGCCCAACCCACACUUGGGCCCUGACGUAGCCUUUUGGGUCAUGAACCACCUCCUCAAGCUCUCAAACCCCAACCCCGGGUCCUGGUCCUGGUGCUGGUCUCUGGUCCUGUUUCUGAUGGGACAAGGGUGCAGGAAGAGAUGAGAAAGGCCGCGGCCGAAGACAGAAUACGGUUGCACAUUCUUGUUGAAGCCUCGUGGACCUGCUACACCACCAGCCUCACAGGAAGACACUUUGAUUUCUCUUAUUUAGAGAUAUAGAUACAAACCCACACAGAUUAAAGAGAACAUGGCCAUGUCAAGUUCCAGCGAGGUUGAGAUGGUUGGAGAAUAAGAUGUGACCCGCCCCUGACCUGACCCGACCAAUCAGCUCUCCAGGACUAUGGAGCAGUCGCUCUUUCAAUAACUCUCUCUGCAGUGGAGGCGAUGCAGCCGUGUCUGUUGUCGUCCCUCUCUCACCAGCAUAGACCUUCAUGAAUGAAGACGUCUUCAGAGAUUAGGAAUAAGAAUGAGAAAACCGCAGGAGUGCACCGUGCUCUCACAGCAAGCCUGGAGCUGGGGAUCCAAAACAUCUGGACACUAAAACUCUACAAAACAUCAGCAAAAGUGUGGUGCGGCAAAACCAAUUGAAACAUGAGAAAUUUAUUAUUAUUUGUAAAAUUGUGUUCCCACAUUCAGAUCAAACAACAUUGAAGGAUCAGAAUCUCAAUUAUGAUCAAUUAAACAUUUGAAUUUGAAUAUCUGGCUGAACUUUCCAAUCAAAUCCCAGUUUGUUUUCGCUCUUGGCUCUUUGAUGACGACAUUGUCCGCUCCUCGAUUGUUUCCCUUUUUAGAUGAUAACAUCAUUCAGGUCUUGGAGUGCAGGGACCCGGCAGGGGAGGUCGUGCUCCUCCGACGCUGGUCUGGGAUCUGCAACUUGCAACAUUCCACAACUUUUAGUAACCUUGCAGCUGUGUAGAUAUCUGUACAUGAAUCAACUCCUCUCUCUCUCUCUCUCUCUCUCUCUCUCUCUCUCUCUCUCUCUCUCUUUUCCUUCCUCUGUCUAUUCUGUUUCAUCCGUUGCUUCUUCCCUCUCCUGUAUCUCUUUAUCUUCAAGUUGAACAAAUGCCUUAUUAACUCUUAGCAGCUUUGAAUGGUAGCUUAAGCUUUUUUGUUGUUGAUUUGCACAGCUGGCUUUGAGUGUGAUGAUGAUAUUGUUUCAGAAAGAUGAUUUUAUGAACCCCGAUGAGUGAUGAGCGGGUUUCAGGACUGAGUUAGCCCUCUAAUUUCUCUUCAAAGAUAUUUGAAGAUGCUCCUCACGUUACAAGGAAGUGUUUUUAUUCAUCCACAGACGUCCCUGCCUCUGAAAUGGAUUUUCAUGCAAUAACUCCCCAAAUCUCCCAGAGGCCCUAGUGUGCCUUCGACUUCCUAACAGCCACCAUACCUGUGAUGGUAUGACAGAAAAUGAUCUGACUAAAGUUUUCAAAGUAUUUUGUACCUGAAGAUGUUUAUAUACUGCAUAUAUGUAUCGUUACCCCCUCUUUAAUGAACAAGGUAAAAUCCUAAAGUCUAGCGAAGAACAUCUGGAUGCACUUUCCCUGUUUGGAACAAUCAACUGUUUGCUGUCCACAAUCAAAAUCCUUAAUAGUGUCCAGAACGGUGUCUAUUCACAAUGAUGCAUUCAGAUAUGCAGUGCCUGUACGGCAGCAAUAACAAGGAAAGAGAGUCUCCGGGCAGGUUUCAGGCGUGUGUGUGAACAGACAGACUUCCAUUCGGCUUUUCCAUUUUGUUUGCCUUAAGCUUGACAAUGAUGCUCCUGCAUGUGAGAGCUGAGGAGUGUUGCUCGUGACGGUUUUGAAGACAGUUUCCAGGUGACAAUGAUUCUGCUAUGCAUUAUAAUUCUGCCUGAUGCCUUUAAAAAUGAGGAGGAAAAAAAAAAGACAAAAAAACCCAAACCCUUGAUGCCUCUAGAAGUAGACUGUAGACUUGUUGUAGAUGCUUUGGUCCGUUCUGUUAGCAUCCUGGAGCUGUCUGUCAGCCAAUCGGCCUUGUCGAGGACGCAGUGUGAGCAUCUUAAUAGGUUCAGGUGUGUGUGUGUGUGUGUGUGUGUGUGUGUGUGUGUGUGUGUGUGUGCGUGUGUGCGUGUGCAUGCGGAUGUAUGGUUGGUGUUUGUACCAAAUAUGCUGUACAGAAGACAGGAAUUUCAAGAGUCCUAUUUUCAACAACAGAAACACACACACACACGUAUCGAGGCUAUGCAAACGAUAACAGCAGCAGAUGUGAGAUGACGUUGAAAAUGAAAAAA